AUGACGUCCACGGAGAAAACACUACCACCUCCCAUACCCAACACCUCUGUAGAGCUGCUGGUAGAUACAGCUCCCAUACCUCACACCUCUACAGAACUGCUGGUAGAUACAGCUCCCAUACCUCACACCUCUAUAGAACUGCCGGUACAUACAGCUCCCAUAUCUCACACCUUUAUAGAACUGCUGGUAGAUACAGCUCCCAUACCCCACACCUCUGAAGAGCUGCUGGUAGAUACAGCUCCCAUACCUCACACCUCUGUAGAGCUGCUGGUAGAUACAGCUCCCAUACCUCACACCUCUAUAGACCUGCUGGCAAAUACAGCUCCCAUGUCUCACACCUCUGUUGAGCUGCUGGUAGAUACAGCUCCCAUACCUCACACCUCUAUAGAGCUGCUGGUAGAUACAGCUCCCAUACCUCACAUCUCUAUAGAGCUGCUGGUAGAUACAGCUCCCAUGUCUCACACAUCUGUAGAACUGCUGGUAGAUACAGCUCCUAUAUCUCACGCCCCUAUAGAGCUGCUGGUGGAUACAUAUCCCAUACCUCACACCUCUAUAGAACUGCUGGUACAUACAGCUCCCAUAUCUCACACCUUUAUAGAACUGCUGGUAGAUACAGCUCCCAUACCCCACACCUCUGAAGAGCUGCUGGUAGAUACAGCUCCCAUACCUCACACCUCUGUAGAGCUGCUGGUAGAUACAGCUCCCAUACCUCACACCUCUAUAGACCUGCUGGCAAAUACAGCUCCCAUGUCUCACACCUCUGUUGAGCUGCUGGUAGAUACAGCUCCCAUACCUCACACCUCUAUAGAGCUGCUGGUAGAUACAGCUCCCAUACCUCACAUCUCUAUAGAGCUGCUGGUAGAUACAGCUCCCAUGUCUCACACAUCUGUAGAACUGCUGGUAGAUACAGCUCCUAUAUCUCACGCCCCUAUAGAGCUGCUGGUGGAUACAUAUCCCAUACCUCACACCUCUAUAGAGCUGCUGGUACAUACAGCUCCCAUAUCUCACACCUACCUCUACAGAGCUGCUGGCAGAUGCAGGUCCAAUACCUCACACCUCUUUAGAGCUGCUGGUGGAUACAGCUCCCAUACCUCACACCUCUAUAGAGCUGCUGGUAGAUACAGCUCCCAUAUCUCACACCUCUAUAGAGCUGCUGGUAGAUACAGCUCCCAUAUCUCACAUCUCUACAGAACUGCUGGUAGAUACAGCUCCCAUAUCUCACAUCUCUACAGAACUGCUGGUAGAUACAGCUCCCAUAUCUCAGAUCUCUAUAGAGCUGCUGGUGGAUACAGCUCCCAUACCUCACACCUCUAUAGAACUGCUGGUACAUACAGCUCCCAUACCUCACACCUCUAUAGAACUGCUGGUAGAUACAGCUCCCAUACCUCACACCUCUAUAGAACUGCUGGUAGAUACAGCUCCCAUACCUCACACCUCUACAGAACUGCUGGUAGAUACAGCUCCCAUACCUCACACCUCUAUAGAGCUGCUGGUAGAUACAGCUCCCAUCCCAUACCUCACACCUCUACAGAACUGCUGGUAGAUACAGCUCCCAUACCUCACAUCUCUAUAGAGCUGCUGGUGGAUACAGCUCCCAUACCUCACACCUCUACAGAACUGCUGGUAGAUACAGCUCCCAUACCUCACACCUCUAUAGAACUGCCGGUAGAUACAGCUCCCAUAUCUCACACCUCUAUAGAGCUGCUGGUAGAUACAGCUCCCAUAUCUCACACCUCUACAGAACUGCCGGUAGAUACAGCUCCCAUACCUCACACCUCUAUAGAGCUGCUGGUAGAUACAGCUCCCAUAUCUCACACCUCUAUAGAGCUGCUGGUAGAUACAGCUCCCAUACCUCACACCUCUAUCGAGCUGCUGGUGGAUACAGCUCCCAUAUCUCACACCUCUAUAGAACUGCUGGUAGAUACAGCUCCCAUACCUCACACCUCUACAGAACUGCCGGUAGAUACAGCUCCCAUACCUCACACUUCUACAGAGCUGCUGGUAGAUACAGCUCCCAUACCUCACAUCUCUAUAGAGCUGCUGGUGGAUACAGCUCCCAUACCUCACACCUCUAUAGAACUGCUGGUAGAUACAGCUCCCAUACCUCACACCUCUACAGAACUGCUGGUAGAUACAGCUCCCAUACCUCACACCUCUAUAGAACUGCUGGUAGAUACAGCUCCCAUACCUCACACCUCUACAGAACUGCUGGUAGAUACAGCUCCCAUACCUCACAUCUCUAUAGAGCUGCUGGUGGAUACAGCUCCCAUACCUCACACCUCUACAGAACUGCUGGUAGAUACAGCUCCCAUACCUCACAUCUCUAUAGAGCUGCUGGUGGAUACAGCUCCCAUAUCUCACACCUCUAUAGAACUGCCGGUAGAUACAGCUCCCAUACCUCACACCUCUAUAGAACUGCUGGUAGAUACAGCUCCCAUAUCUCACACCUCUAUAGAGCUGCUGGUAGAUACAGCUCCCAUAUCUCACACCUCUAUAGAACUGCUGGUAGAUACAGCCCCGAUACCUCCAACCUCUAUAGAGCUGCUGGUAGAUACAGCUCCCAUACCUCACACCUCUAUAGAGCUGCUGGUAGAUACAGUUCCCAUAUCUCACACCUCUAUAGAGCUGCUGGUAGAUGCAGCUCCCAUAUCUAACACCUCUAUAGAGCUGCUGGUAGAUACAGUUCCCAUAUCUCACACCUCUAUAGAGCUGCUGGUAGAUACAGCUCCCAUAUCUAACACCUCUAUAGAGCUGCUGGUAGAUACAGCUCCCAUACCUCACAUAUCUAUAGAGCUGCUGGUGGAUACAGCUCCCAUAUCUCACACCUCUAUAGAGCUGCUGGUAGAUACAGCUCCCAUAUCUAACACCUCUAUAGAGCUGCUGGUAGAUACAGCUCCCAUACCUCACAUAUCUAUAGAGCUGCUGGUAGAUACAGCUCCCAUACCUCACAUAUCUAUAGAGCUGCUGGUGGAUACAGCUCCCAUACCUCACAUCUCUAUAGAGCUGCUGGUGGAUACAGCUCCCAUACCUCACAUCUCUAUAGAGCUGCAGGCUGUAGAUCCCAAGCCCGUACCCUGCGGCAAACGAUUGGACUGA
This is a messenger RNA of Haliotis rubra (blacklip abalone), 3096 nucleotides long. RefSeq names its product mucin-4-like. Lineage: Eukaryota; Metazoa; Mollusca; Gastropoda; Lepetellida; Haliotidae. The transcript is spliced from 2 exons. The coding region runs from base 1 to 3096 and encodes 1031 amino acids. The record is from RefSeq and is a predicted model, not a curated record.